This is a messenger RNA of Adineta ricciae, 1767 nucleotides long. NCBI's taxonomy places the organism in Eukaryota, Metazoa, Rotifera, Eurotatoria, Adinetida, Adinetidae. The record is from the annotation of a GenBank genome assembly.
AUGAUCGUAAUCCGGCUCAUUCGCCACGGAGAUUCCAAUGGUAACCACAAACAGUUCUACUUUUCGAUGAUCUAUUAUCAAUAUUCGGCAAUUCUUAUUACCAUUACUGUUCUCGUCAUUCAUUUGACAUUUGCUUGGUCACCAUCAUCGCCAUCAUCUCUGAAAGAUAAAUUACGAUCGAAAAAGAAUGACAGCUCAUCACACAUUCACGAUCGAGCAUUCGCUCAAAAAACGAAAUUACGAAAUCUUACAACAUUGAUUCAUAAUCGUUUCAAACCAUCUGUUGACGAGAACGAUAUACCCACGGAUGAAUAUGAAAACGAAGACCAUCAUGCACAUGAUUCUUCUUCUUCGAGAAGCGAUUCAACAGCAAAUGUUGUAGUUUUGACAUCUCUCUCAGGUGUUUAUGUUUGGUGGCCAGUUUUAUUUGGUGGUGAUGAUUCAUUUCAUCUUUUACUCUCUCAGGAAGAUGUGCCGCGUUUUCACGAUGUGACUGGUGACGAACAUGGUCAUAUUUAUUUGACUGCACCACAUGAGCGCACUGUUUAUCGUAUGCAAUAUUCCGAUGGAUGGUGGAUCUCGAAUUUUUCGAAUCAUUCGUUGAUGAAUUCAAUUCGCAGUGAAAUGCCGUUAUUUGUUAACAUUCAUCAUGUUUCAUCAAUACUCUAUGUGUAUGGUCAUUCAGAUAUUCAAACAAUCGACUUAUUAGAACGACCACGCGCACGUGGUUCAGCCCCAUUUAUGAAUCGUUUACGUGAACUAAGUCCAAAUCUACGUAUUAGCGAUUUAAUUAUCGAUCAGUUGACAUCCGAUGGUUACAUAAUCGGCGAUUCUUACGGUUGGUGUACAGUCAUACGUUGUUCGUUAAGUGUCAAUAAAUGUGAUUUUCUAUUCAAAAUACCUUCAUCAUACGAUAAUCGACCAUAUCCAUGUACAGCAACAAUUGAUUUCUCAACGAAAAUCAUCUAUUUGAGUUUAGAAGAAAAGAUUCUCGCCGUUCAUUUGAACGAACAAACCAGCUUCGAUCGACGGUAUACUCUAACAGAAAAACGUGGACCACGGUCAACACUAGGUUACGAUGAUAUCAUCACACAUAACAAUACAAUUCUUUACACUGAUGUUCUUCGUCCACUCUUACAUAUUUGUACAUCAGUAAAUUUCAAUCCGUGCUUAAAUAUCUCAUUAACAUUUCCUUCACCACAACGAACAAUACUGCCACUUCGUUUGAGUGUUAUUCAAGCACCUAAUUUUCGUCCACCUAUGUUCGAUGAGGAGGGCGAUGAAACUGAGAUUCGUUCGAAUCACUCUGAUCUCGAACCCUCUGCAUUACACGCGCAAAAUAAAACAUCCGAUUUACAAUCUUUGAUUGCCGAUAGAGACAAGAGCAAAUCGUCGAAAACAAAUCUAAGCAGUAUCUGGAUGCUUCUUCUCGGUAUUUGUAUUGGUUUACUUGUUGCUGGUCUGUCAUUUCUGAUCUAUUAUGUAACGUGGAAUAAAAAUCGACCACGAAUCAAACAAGCAAUGUCAUCAACAAAAAUAAUUUCGUCAUCAUCAAUGAAAGGAAUUAUACCUGCUGAUAGUCCACCACUUGUAAAUACUCGAAGAAAGCGAAAUGGAACGAAAAGUAAAAGCUCGAUGCAGCCAUCGACUGAUUCAACAACGAAUCAUUUGAUCGAAUCCACGACAUAUUCAAGUACUACUGGUUCAAGUGAAUGGACAACAGUUACAACUAGUUCAUUGAGUUAUCAGCCACAUAUUAUUCUUUAA